UAUUAAUCCUCACAUUACGUUACAUUUAUACAGUGCUACUGUACUGCUUCUCUACACCGGAACUUCCUGACACCGGAACUGAAAUCUGCAGUACUGCGUGCGGGAGACAGUAUAGCAUGUAACACACGUUUGUGCCCUGCAUGCUGGGGACUUCUGCAAGAGUUUCAGUGUAAUUAUGGCGAGAGUUGUCCGCAUCUUUAAGACUCUCAGGAACCACUGGAAGAAAAGCACUGUGGGUUUUUGCUUGCUGGCAUAUGGUGGAAAUUGGGCAUAUGGCAAAUACUGUGAUAACAUGUUGAGGAGGGCUGCAUGCCAGGAAGCACAGGUUUUUGGGAAUGAGCUGAUUUAUCCCAAUAUGGCAGUAAAGAAGGCAACAGUAUUCCUAAACCCAGCAGCUUGUAAAGGAAAGGCCAGGAGUCUGUUUGAAAAGAACGCAGCUCCCAUUUUACACUUAGCGGGCAUAGAUGUUACUGUGGUAAAGACAGACUAUGAAGGACAAGCUAAAAAACUACUGGAUGUAAUGAAGCAUACAGAUCUCAUCAUUGUGGCUGGAGGAGAUGGAACACUGCAAGAGGUUAUCACAGGUCUCCUCCGCAGGGCCGAUCAGGCCUCAUUCAGUAAGAUUCCUAUUGGAUUCAUCCCUCUGGGAGCAACCAACAGCCUCAGUCAUACCCUUUUCCCUCAGACGGACAAUAAAGUUCAGCACAUAUCUGAAGCUACACUUUCCAUCCUGAAAGGAGAGACUAUAAAACUAGAUGUUCUACAGAUAAAGGGAGAUCAAGAUCAAGCAGUUUUGCCAGUAAAUGGAUUGCGAUGGGGCAGCUACGAGACACAGCUGCUAAAGUUAGCAAGUAAAUAUUGGUAUCUCGGUCCAUUAAAGGCUAGAGCUGCUCACAUGUUCAGCACUCUGAAGGAUUGGCCCCAACGACAUCAGGCUUCUAUUAUGUAUCUGGGCCCUACAGAAAGACCCCCUGAAGAGUCUGAUGAAAAGCCAGCUCGUGCUCCAUUGUAUAUUAGAAUAUAUCGCAGGCUUGCUCAGUACUGGGCUCCUCCAAAAGUUGAAGUUCCAGUAGAAGAAACUCCAGUGCCCUGGGAGGAAGCCCAGCUGUCUGCAAUCGAACUGUCUUUUACUACUCAGAAUCACCAACCAAAUCUCUUGCGCACAAUGGAUUCCAUGAGUAUUUGUAUAGAGCCCGACACUAUUGGUAAAGGAGACUUCAUCCGUCUGGGCACACAGAAGAUAAAUGAUCCCCUUUUGUGUCCUAAAGACAGCCAAGUUAUCCAAGCCAGUCACUGCAGCCUGCAGCUCCCAGAGGGCACAGAGGGGCAUUUCAGCAUUGAUUCUGAAGAGUAUGAAGCUAUGUCUGUAGAGGUAACGCUCCUGCCACGUAAACUGCAGUUCCUCUGCCACCCCACACGGAAACAGCAGCUUAGUCAGAACAUUUCAGAGGACGUGAGCACUUAGAUACCUGGUUAAAGGAAUACGACGCUGCAGCUCCACACAAGGACAUACUAAAGCACAAGCUCUAAAGUAUGGUCUUCUUGAUGCAAGAGGGAUAACCGGUCUGCUACCAGCGUGCUUUGUAAAUCCGUUAAAGAUACUGCAAGUCCGUCCUGUUAGAAGUGACGUUACCUACAUUGUUCAUCUGUAAAUGUAUGGCCGAUUUUAUAAACAGAUGAGCAGCCUUUAAUCUGGGCUUUGUGCAUUUUCUGUAUAAGUGACACACAAAUCACCAUCAAUAUACAAAGGUCUUAUUAAAACAAAACUAUGGUCAAUUAUAACCAAACGUGUUUAUUAAAGAAAAUGGAUUUAA
Bombina bombina (fire-bellied toad) is the source of this 1814-nucleotide messenger RNA. It is a transcript of the gene AGK, whose product is annotated as acylglycerol kinase. The record is from RefSeq and is a predicted model, not a curated record. Gene Ontology annotation, biological process: ceramide biosynthetic process; protein insertion into mitochondrial inner membrane. Gene Ontology annotation, molecular function: ATP-dependent diacylglycerol kinase activity; ceramide kinase activity; acylglycerol kinase activity. Lineage: Eukaryota; Metazoa; Chordata; Amphibia; Anura; Bombinatoridae. Gene Ontology annotation, cellular component: TIM22 mitochondrial import inner membrane insertion complex; mitochondrion.